AUGAAACGUCAACGACUGGAUGGCCAUGUAAAUGAUGGUGAUGGCUAUAUUCCAUAUGUGGAAAAGCUUUAUAGGAAAACACAGGAAAAUUAUGAAGAAGCUGGUGGGUUUAUGGAUGAUGACGACGAAUACGCCAGUGUACGGGAACAUAUAGCGAAAGCACGUCAAAAACGGGCAGAUGAAGCAGCGACUAAUUCAAGUUCUAUGAUACCACCGGAUAAUUGUAUGGAUUGUAAAAAUCCAUUGUGUAAUUCUUAUUUGUGGGAAAAAUUCAAUUAUCCUGUUUGUAACACAUGCAGAAGUGAUAAAGGUGAUCACAAGUUGAUUUCGCGAACGGAGGCCAAAAAUCAGUAUUUGUUAAAAGAUUGUGAUCUCGAUUUACGUAAACCAAUUUUGAGGUUUAUUUCGAAAAAGAAUCCGCAUAAUCCUCGUUAUGGCGAUAUGAAGCUAUAUCUUAAAGCACAGUUGGAGCAGCGUUGCUUGGAAGUGUAUGGAUCAAAGGAGGAAUUUAAAAAAGCGAGAGAAGCACGUAUCACACAAAAGGAAACACGACUGGAAAAGCGCUUCGAGAAGAAAAUUAAAGAAAUGAGGCAGCAAGUACAUGGGUCAAAAAUUUUUAAAUUUGAUUAUGGCAAAGCUCACGAUCAUGUCUACGGUGAUGAAGCAUAUGAUUCGGUGAAGGAUGAAUAUUGGAAAAUAUGCAAAAUAUGUGACUAUAAAUUGACCUAUGAGAAGAUUUCUGGACUGAUGGAAAAUGCCGAUCAGCAAGUACUCCGUACGAGAAUUCACAGUAUCCCAGCUGAUGUUUGUCGAAAGAUUUGUACGGGUCAAGUUAUUAUCACGUUGGGAGGUGCGUGUAAAGAACUAAUCGACAAUUCUUUGGAUGCUGGAGCAAAGACUAUUGAGGUACGACUCAAAAAGAUGGGAUUUGAAAAAGUAGAAGUGAUUGAUGACGGUUCCGGUAUUCAUUCUAUCGAUUUCGACGCUUUGUGUAAACCACAUUCUACAUCGAAGCUUACUAAUUUCUCAGACUUUAAUCAAUUAACAACAUUUGGAUUCCGUGGUGAAGCUUUAAGUUCAUUGUGCGCCGUAAGUAAACACCACCAAGCAUUGGUAACACCAGGUGGUAAUGCAUCAGUUAAAGAUAUCAUUGUGAAUCUUUUUGGUACCCGUUUUGAAAAAGAUACAAUACUGGGUAUUGUUGAGCAAAAACCGGAUGAAGCUGUAUGUGCUCUUUAUGGCAUCUCUGAGGAUGCAAAAUUCGAUGAUAUUAGAAUCACUGGUUACGUAAGUUCUUGUGUACAUGGACAGGGAAGGAGUGCUGCCGAUCGACAGUUUAUUUAUUUCAACAAGAAACCGGUUGAUUAUGCAAAACUUUGUCGAAUAGCAAAUGGGGUAUAUCAACAAUACAACCGAGGGCAGUAUUGUAUGCUUAUCCUCUUUGUUGACGUCCUUCCUGAAAGUAUUGAUAUGAAUGUGUCACCGGAUAAGCGUUCUGUAUUCUUCGAACGUGAAAAAGAAUUAUUCUCAUUGUUACAUGCUUCACUACUGGCGACUUUUGCUCCACAUCUUGGUCAUGUCAACACUUCAAGUCGACUCACUGAUACCAAUCAUUUGUCAUAUUUAGGAUCCACGAAUGAUUCAUUCAUCCAUUUAGCGCAAUCAAACGAUAACAACGAUUCAUCUGAUAUAUCUACACCAGAUUCUUGUUCAUUUUUGGGAUCAAAAGACUCUAGUCCACCGAUAACUAUCGCAAGAGAUAAAUCACGUGGACCGAAAACUGUAGAAAAGAGUAGAAAAAGACCUGCCGCAAAUAAUUGUUCUGAUAAGUCCGCUUCUGUCCAAAAACGACCUGCAGCAAAUUUAUUUGAAAAAUUUGCUUUCAAAGUGAUACCUCAUAAUUCCGAAUUUAUUGCUGACAGUUGCACCACUAGUGAAGAAACAUUACGUUCAUCAUGUUCAGUAAUUGAUCAGCGAGAAAAUGCUAAUUUUAGUUCUUCGUUACGAACUGUAGUAGAGGGUGCAUCAAAAGAUGAAAACAUUAUGAUAAUACCUCAGGAAGAUACGAAUUUUCCGAAUCUAAGCGAAGAAGAAGAUGAUGAUGAAGUACUGGUGACAGCCGUGAAAAAUGACAAAGUGGGAACAUUUAUUUUUGAAACUGAUUUUAGUUUUGGCAUUGCACGUCGUACACAGCAAACAAUAUCAUUCUCAAUGUCUGAUCUCAAAAAUCAUAUGAAUAAAGUAAAAGCAUCGAAAAUUGUGUUGAACGUUCGUGAUGGUGCUGAAAGAGUAAUGGAAUCACGCACAGAAUUUCGUAUUGACAGUGCAGAAACGGCAGAAAGUGAAUUGACUGCUUAUAUCUCGAAAAAAGAUUUUGAAUCAAUGGAAAUAUUGGGACAGUUCAAUAAAGGUUUUAUUAUUGUGCGGCUAAAUAACGAUCUCUUUAUUGUUGACCAGCAUGCUAGCGACGAGAAAUAUAAUUUCGAACGAUUCCAGAAAAAAGCACGCAUACAAACGCAACGCUUGAUCAGUCCACGUGUCUUGGAUCUUGGAGUAGUAAAAGAAGCAAUAUUACGUGAUAAUGUUGAUAUAUUCAAUUACAACGGAUUCGAAUUUCGAUUCGAUGACGAAGAGCUUGUUGGUAAGCGUGCAUUACUAACCGCAGUGCCAGUUCUGCAGAGUUGGCAGUUCAGUAUAUCAGAUAUUGAUGAGAUGCUUUCUGUAUUAUGCGAUUUUCCCGGAAUGAUGUAUCGACCAGCAAAAUUGCGGAAACUUUUUGCUUCACGAGCUUGUCGUAAAUCGGUUAUGAUUGGUAGCGCACUUACAAUGACACAAAUGGAAAAAAUUGUUCGUCAUCUUGGAACACUUGAUCAUCCAUGGGUAAAUCUGCUAGUGUUUGCAAUUUUGUAA
Molecule: messenger RNA, 2910 nt
Organism: Acanthocheilonema viteae
Lineage: Eukaryota; Metazoa; Nematoda; Chromadorea; Rhabditida; Onchocercidae
Source: the annotation of a GenBank genome assembly